Messenger RNA from Pomacea canaliculata, 1439 nucleotides. RefSeq lists its product as uncharacterized. Bases 66 to 1175 code for a protein of 369 amino acids. Gene Ontology annotation, cellular component: extracellular region. The record is from RefSeq and is a predicted model, not a curated record. NCBI's taxonomy places the organism in Eukaryota, Metazoa, Mollusca, Gastropoda, Architaenioglossa, Ampullariidae. Gene Ontology annotation, molecular function: chitin binding. The transcript is spliced from 9 exons.
UCUAAGGAGCUUCCAAACGAAGUAGAAGCCUGGAAACCAGCGCUGAAGCUCGAAAACAGACCAAGAUGAAGUGCCUCCUUCUCGUUCUCAGCCUCACGGGGCUGUCCUCUGCCAUCUUCGUUAACAACGCCGCAUCCAGAUGCCCCAUCUCUGUGACACAAGCAGAGGAUGUGUGUGGUGCCUUGAGGAAGCGCAGCAACCACUUCACUGCUCACCCGACAGAGUGCGCUGCUUUCGUCCAGUGUGAUGGUCUGGCACAGGCCACCGUCACCGCCGUACCCGAGGGCACCAUGUGGGACAACGCCAUGGGCGCCGCCGUCCACCUGCAGUCGAGCAGCUGCCCCCAGAGUCCCUGCACCACGAGGAGGGACAUCAGUGACUGCAGAACGUGCUUUGGUUACCUGACAUGUCAGAACAACCAGGUCGUCUCCGCUCGUUGCCCUGAUGGCCAGAGUUUCAGCCGAACCUUCUCGCAGUGUGUUACAGAUAGCACUUGUCACAGUGUUUCUACACCUUUCUUCGAUGAUGUACUGGUUUCCUGCGUGCCAAUCCCCAACAGCAGAUUCUACAGAAAGACAGGAUUACAGAGGGGUGUACAGUACUCUGUUGAAGUCAGCUGCAGCGCUUCAACUGUCAUGAACACCACGUCAUGCAUCUGCGUCAUGGACCCUAACCCACCAUGUCCCUUUAUCUUGGGUGAUAUUCAGAGCCUCGAGUUCAGAGGUGGACUGACUCCAUACAGCUUUCAAUCUCUGGACACCAACGAGCUCACUGGUGACUUCACCUUCACCAUUUCUAGCUUAACGAUCAAUGCACAGGGAGCUGUCGCUCUUGCCAGCAAUUCUCGCGCAGAUGCACCAGGAUGCGAACGUGCGACCUUUGAAGUUGUAGCUGACACUUUCCAGAGGGUUGUGACUGCUACCAUAGUUACCUUGGAGCCUAGGACCAUCUCAGUCUCCGCACCCCUCCCGAGCAACUUCGUGAACGAAAUCAGGGUUGAGCGCCGACGAGGCACCCUGACUAUUUAUGUCAACAACCUCAGAGGAACUGAGAACAACUCUCUCGGAAAUUUCCGUGUAGACAAAACUUUGUGCAGCUUGGACAUUGGCAAUUCUCUGAAUCGCGCCAGCCUCCAAGGCACCAUCAGCAGGGUGAGAUUUCUACGAGAGUGCUAGUCAGCAUAAUGUUAACAGAGGUUCGUGCAAGAGAAAGUACACACUGUGACAAAGGUCUCGGAACGAAGACUAGAUUUUCGUCUCCUAUCACUGUCACCCCUUCUUUCGGUUGUUUUACCAAUACUUUCUCCAAGAAUAAACAUGUGACUGAAAAACUCAAUUCAGAGACUGAAUUUUAAAAUAAACGAAGUAACAGUUUGCGUGGCUACUGCUUUCCAACUUUAAGUAAUCACAUGGAACUAUAAUAAAGUGCAUUCGAACGAA